AUGGCAACCACUCCCAUGUCGAGAAAAAAAAAGCCAAAACAAGUUUCAGAUCAUACCAAGUUUAAUGUAUUGCUUCAUAAACUCUAUAAUAACAAGUUGUACUCUUGAAAA
Molecule: messenger RNA, 111 nt
Organism: Tuber melanosporum (Perigord truffle)
Lineage: Eukaryota; Fungi; Ascomycota; Pezizomycetes; Pezizales; Tuberaceae
Exons: 1
Coding region: 1-108 (35 amino acids)
Source: RefSeq, a predicted model, not a curated record